Messenger RNA from Rhinichthys klamathensis goyatoka, 931 nucleotides. It is a transcript of the gene marchf5, whose product is annotated as membrane-associated ring finger (C3HC4) 5. Gene Ontology annotation, molecular function: zinc ion binding. The record is from RefSeq and is a predicted model, not a curated record. NCBI's taxonomy places the organism in Eukaryota, Metazoa, Chordata, Actinopteri, Cypriniformes, Leuciscidae. The coding region runs from base 60 to 905 and encodes 281 amino acids. The transcript is spliced from 6 exons.
UAAAUCUCUAUCAUAGUUUAGUUUUCAGUCAGUAAUCAAGUGUGUGGACUCAUGUAAAUAUGGCAGACGAGGGAGCGGUUGUGAUGCAGCAGAUUGUGGACAGGAGUUGCUGGGUGUGUUUUGCCACAGAUGAGGAUGAUCGUACAGCGGAGUGGGUGCGCCCGUGCCGCUGUCGUGGUUCCACUAAGUGGGUUCAUCAGUCGUGUCUUCAGCGCUGGGUUGAUGAGAAGCAGAGGGGAAACAGCACCGCACGCGUCGCCUGCCCACAAUGCAAUGCUGAGUACCUCAUCGUGUUCCCUAAGCUUGGGCCGGUGGUGUAUGUGCUGGAUCUGGCAGACAGGUUGAUCUCGAAGGCCUGCCCGUUUGCUGCUGCUGGAAUCAUGGUGGGAUCCAUCUACUGGACGGCCGUCACGUACGGGGCUGUGACUGUCAUGCAGGUUGUGGGUCAUAAGGAAGGUCUGGAUGUGAUGGAACGGGCCGAUCCUCUCUUCUUGUUGAUCGGCCUGCCCACCAUCCCAGUUAUGCUUAUUCUGGGGAAGAUGAUUCGCUGGGAGGAUUACGUGCUCCGCAUCUGGAGGAAAUACUCCAAUAAGCUUCAGAUCCUCAACAGUAUCUUUCCAGGUAUCGGCUGCCCAGUGCCCAGGAUCCCGGCAGAGGCCAGUCCGCUGGCCGAUCACGUGUCGGCCACACGGAUCCUGUGCGGAGCCCUCGUGUUCCCCACCAUCGCCACCAUCGUGGGCAAACUGAUGUUCAGCAGCGUCAACUCAAAUCUUCAGAGGACCAUUCUGGGUGGCAUUGCGUUUGUGGCUAUUAAAGGGGCGUUUAAGGUCUAUUUCAAGCAGCAGCAGUAUCUCCGGCAGGCUCAUCGCAAGAUCCUUAAUUUCCCCGAGCUGGAAGAGGCCUGAGCUCAUCGACCGAUUCCAUCCUCCGU